Xiphophorus hellerii (green swordtail) is the source of this 1891-nucleotide messenger RNA. Its product is annotated as interferon-induced protein with tetratricopeptide repeats 1-like. Gene Ontology annotation, biological process: defense response to virus. NCBI's taxonomy places the organism in Eukaryota, Metazoa, Chordata, Actinopteri, Cyprinodontiformes, Poeciliidae. Gene Ontology annotation, cellular component: cytosol. Gene Ontology annotation, molecular function: protein binding. The record is from RefSeq and is a predicted model, not a curated record.
UCAUCAUUCAUGAUCCCUCCACAGGGCCGUAAAGCCGAGUCAUCGUCCACUUUAUUAUUGGAGCCAAGUUUCUAUUCUCUGCUAGAGCAGCUGAAGAGGAGAAACUGUUAAACAUGAGUUUGUAAUUUAACCACUGAGAACUAGAAAAUAAGAGCCUGGAGUUAAAGUUUCCAUUCAGUUGUUCUGGUUAAGUUUCUAUUUCUGACAAAGCAAACAGAAAGUAAACUCCAGCCUCUCCCUGACUGGUUAAAUUGGUGUUUUCUCCUGCGGAGCCUCAUUCCUUCAGACUGACGUCCUGCAGUCAAACAUGUUUACGUGUCUCUGAGCUCAGGUUGAGACGUUUCAGGAUUACCUCUGACAGAAACGCUGGAAAGCUUCAAAAUCAAGACAUUCUCAAAGUGAUUUGAAACAGCUGGAUCAUGAGCAGCUCUACAGAGACUUCAGAGUCCAGGCUGAACGCGCUGCAGAGCCACUUCACCUGGGAGCUCCAACCCUCCAGGUCCAAACAGACCUACCUCCGGGACGCACUGGGAGACAUCAGCACUGAGGAGGGGAACUUCUGGCUGGGUCACGUCUACAACCUGCUGGGCUUCAUCCAGUACCAGCUGGGCUCCUCUGAAGACGCCCUGAACCUCUUCAACCGGGCCGCUGAGACCUUCCAGAGGCAGAAAAACGCUGAUGAAGGUCCCUGGUUGAUGGUGAACUUUGGGAAUCUGGCCUGGCUGCACCAUCACCUGGGAGAAGAUGAGAAGAGUGAAGACUACCUGUCAAAGGUCGACGGUCUGAUGAGGAAAUACCCAGCUCCACCUGAGUUAGAGCGCCACCCAGAGGUCUUAGCUGAGAAGGCCUGGACCCUGAUGAAGUUUGAUAAAGAGAAGAAGCUGGAGGCUGCAGAGCUCUUCCAGAGAGCCAUCGAGAUGCAGCCGGACACCGUGGAGUGGCAGAGCAGCUACGCCAUACUAUCAGCAGAGUUCCUCACAGACAACUUAAAGAAGCUGAACGCUGACCGGCUGGAGAUGCUGAGAUCUGCCAACGAACAGGACCCAGAUGACUUAUGCAUUGCUGCUCUUUAUCUGGAGGCCAGAGCUGCAAACGGAGAAAUCGUCCAUGGUGAAGCUCGAGUUUUGGCUGGAAAGCUGAAAGAGAAACCUGUCAACAGCUACAGCGGAAUCAGCCCAUUGCUGCGUCUGAACAAAAGGUUUAAACUGGAAGACGGCGCUGAAGAAUCUCCAGAUGAAGCUCUGAAUCAAACCCAACAGCAAAGAUCUGAUGCAGAGAGUCUCACAAAGAAGAUCCUUUCUAAGGACUACAGAACUGACAGCAACGAGAUCAACGGAGCAAUCAGACUCUGGGAGGAAGUGAUUCAUAAUGAUCCUCAACCCAAACUUGAAGAUAAAAUCACUUUGGCGUCCAUACAUGCAAAGCUAGACGCAAAGAAAGCUGAGCAGAUUUACAAAGAGCUGCUGGAACAAAGACAAGAUCUGGAUCUAGCAAGAAAACAGAUGCUUUACAACGUCUACGCCAAACAUCUAUUCUUUAUGAAAAAUAACAGCUGCGAGUCAACUGAGUACCACAUGAGGGCAGCAGAGAUCCAAGAAGAGUCCAAAUAUCGACAUUCCAGCAUCACAGAACUGGAGAAGACCUUAACAAGAGAAACUUCCAGAAGAAACGGAGACGCUGAUCUGUGCAAACGCAUCAAGGAGCUUCUGGCCAGACUGGGAAUUCAACCUGCAACCCAGAACCACUGAAUGUGAUCAGAACACAUUCUUAAACUAUUUCACAUUAGCAUCAAAUAUAAGCGGAAUAAUUUAGAUAAGUAAGUUGUUUUCAUAUCUAUGAAUGGGUCUUCUUCUGUAACUUGAUUUUUUGCUAAAUAAAAGUUGGAGUUUCA